CAAAGUAUGACAUGACAGCAGGUCACUGUUGGUGCAACUAAGAAGAGGAAAAAACUUCAUUUCAAGUCUGAUACACUGAGCCAGGGGUUGGAAAUUGGAAUUGCAAACACAUAGGCCUACAGUAAAUAGCAAUUUUGUGCUUGGAAACGCACAGGUGAUCCCAAGUUAUCCGAUAGUGUACUGCUCUGAUGGAUUCUGCGAACUCACUGGGUUUGUCCGAGCCGAGGUUAUGCAGAAGAGUUGUGCGUGCAAAUUCCUUUACGGAAGCCAGACUGAGAUUGAAAAAAUCGAAGAGAUUGAAAAGUCGUUGGAAAAUAAAGUUGAAAUGAAGACAGAAGUGAUGUUUAGGACGAAGGAUGGCUCUGAGUUUUGCUGCCUCUUAGAUAUAGUUCCCAUACGGAAUGAGAAAGGAGAAGUCGUCCUGUUUCUCGCAUCACAUAAGGAUAUAACACAUACGAAGAUGAGUUCGUUCAUGUUUAAAGAAGACGGGGAAGAUGAGGAGGACGAUGAUGAUAUACAAACAGAUCUUUUUGGUGAUGAAAAGCCACCAAAUGGAAUUUACCAGAGAAGGAGGAGUCGAGCAGUUCUGUAUCAUUUAUCAGGGCACCUAAAAGAACAAGAGAAAAAACGAAGAAAGCUAAAACUAAACAGUACAUUACUUGCCCCAAAACAAACCAACCUACCAGAAUAUAAGGUAGCAGCUAUGCAAAAAUCGCAGUUUAUUUUUCUUCACUACAGUACAUUUAAAACAAUAUGGGAUUGUAUUAUAUUAUUAGCCACGUUUUACAUAGCAGUUGUUGUACCGUAUAAUGUUAGCUUCUUGAGCUAUGAUGAUGAUGGGAAGCCCAGGAAAUCUAAAACAAUAGUACCAGAUAUAAUAGUAGAAGUUCUGUUUAUAUUAGAUCUUGUUAUCAAUUUUCGAACAACGUUUGUGAGUAAAGACGGAACAGUGAUAUACCAUCCACCUCAAAUAGCCAUUAACUAUCUCAAAACAUGGUUCUUCGUUGAUUUAGUCGCUGCAAUACCUUUUGAUCUUAUAACUUUGAUUUUCUCAAUUGAUACAAUUUGGAAAAAUAUCGGGAUGCUAAAGAUUGUGCGACUAUUGCGCUUGCUACGAGUCAAAAUAGAUCGAUAUUCCCAGUACAGUGCCAUAGUUUUAGUGUGCCUUACGUUGGGAUUUGGACUCCUUGCUCAUUGGUUAGCAUGCAUCUGGUACAUCAUAGGAACUAAAGAAAUUGAAAAAAAUGAGGAUCAGUUAAAUUGGCAAAUAGGUUGGAUCAACGAGCUGACUGUAUCGUUAGGUCAAAGUUACUAUACGAACCUCACACUACAAAGUCAAUACGUCACCGCAUUGUAUUACACUUUGAGUAGUAUGACGAGUGUCGGAUUUGGCAACGUUUCAGCAAACACAGAUGCUGAGAAAAUAUUCACAAUAAUUGUCAUGUUAAUAGGAGCUCUCAGUCAUGCGGCAGUGUUUGGUAACGUGACAGCACUGAUUCAACGAAUGUAUGCAAGACGGGCACUUUAUCACACCAAGUGCAAAGAUUUAAAAGACUUUAUUCAGUCCCAUAAUGUUCCAUUGGACCUAAAAAACAGGAUGCAAGAUUAUUUCCAAACAUCUUGGUCUGUCAACAUGGGCAUCGAUGAAAUUGAGAUGCUGCAAAUGUUUCCAGAGGAGCUACGUGCAGACAUCUCAAUGCAUCUUAACAAAGAAAUCCUCUCUCUCCCAAUCUUUCAAGAAGCAAGUCAAGGUUGCAGAAGGUCUUUGUCAUUACGGAUGAAAAGUGCGUUUUCUGCUCCUGGAGAAUACCUCAUCCACAAAGGAGAUGCUCUCAAUAUGAUUUACUUUGUUUUAAAUGGUUCACUUGAAGUGCUACGUUCAGGCAUGGUAGCUGCAAUUUUAGGUAAAGGUGAUCUGUUUGGUUGUGACCUCUAUGACACCGACUCCAUCAUCCAAUCAAAUGGUGACGUACAUGCCUUGACAUAUUGUGACAUUCAGUCGAUUUCAAGGCAAAGUCUACUUGAAGUUUUGCAUAAUUACCCAGAAUACUUAGAGUCAUUUAAAGAGGAAAUUGCAAGGGAUUUAACCUUUAACCUUAGAGAAGGGGCUGAUUAUGAGACGGAUAAAAUAGCCUUUGGGAAUACGGAAAAGAACAUUGCACGAAGCAGAUUACCAUCAAUCAAUGAAGAUGAUGAGGACCAUGAAGCAAUAGAUACUAGAAGCAAUAAUAGUGACACUAAAACCAUGGAAACAAGCUUCAAGGAAAAAGGCGGUCAUCUGGAGGUGAACACAAGCAGUGGUGGCGGUGUACCACCGGAAUUAAGUCCAAGGGUUGUUGAUGGAAUUGAGGAUGAAAAGCAGUACAAGUGUCAGUCAUUUGAUUUCCAUAAUUCGAUGCAUCCUCGACGAAGAGGCUCUUCUAUUCUAGAAAACCGAAAGGGGAUCAUUGAACAGUAUGAAAUGGAUAUGCACAAUUACACAUCACCCCAACUUGCAGUUCAAAGGUCAUGUUCUUCAGAAUCCAUGAAUACUGAGGAACUUCGACAUGAAAUUGAAUCCACACGAAAUAGUGUAGAAAGGCUGGACAAGCAGGUAUUUAAUCUCAGUCAAGACGUCACCAACCUAAGUCAGGAUUUGAAAUCAAUUCUUAGGCUUCUUCAUGUAAUCUCCCCACUACCGCCCUCACCAAAUAGUCCUGAAGUCCAGGGGACAAAUCACUUGCAAACACAUCCAAAAGUGUUGACUGUGAAAAUUGAACAAAGUGGAAACCAAAGAUAUGAGGAUAUUAUCCAUGUACAGAGACAAGAUGGACUCUUGGAAACCAGUAUUGGUAGUGGGAUUUUAGGCAAUCUGGACAAGGAAACCGUCCCAGAAAAGCAGUCCAGUAAAAACCCAACAAAUGUUACCUUACUUCCGCAACCGUCAGACAGACCCGAAUUGGGGAGGGCGGUGGCAACUGCAAAGUCACGGGAGGAUGACUCUGGACAGUACGAUUCAGAAAAUGGAACAGAACUGUAGAUGGCGUCAAACUAUGGCAUACGACUAUGAGACAUUUUAGAAAUACUGUACAUCCAGCAAAGGUUAUGGGGUCAUCAUUACAAACAAAGAUGAUUUUGAAGCCUAUGCUGUUCUACUAACAAAAAAGUUAAUUACAGAAGUGGUGCCAGCGUAGUUGGGGGCUGAGGGAGGGGGACAGGGCACAUGACCCCUGUCAGGAAAAGAAGGCAAUCAUUUCUUCAGGGAACACUGUUUUGCAAAAGCAUUUUUAGGGUCUGAAAGGGAUAUUCAAUGCAUAUUCUGAAAAUUUGCUCACCUUAGCCUCCUAAAAUAUGUUGAUGGUUUAUGUAUAUUGUGUGUCAGGGAUACCUUAUACCCUAUUCAGGCUACACUGAGUCAUUGGGAUCGGUUGCGAUGUAGUCGGUGGUAAUUCAAAACUCCCGAUAGCCACCAACAAUUGCUACAACUGAUCACAAUGCAAUGCUAGUCUGAAUAGGGUAUUAGAUUGUGCUUUGGGAGAUUCUCCAGUGCCACAGCUCGUAAAUUGAAACCAUAGAUUUGAAUCACACCCAAUGUGAACAAUUACAGUAGUCUUGUGUAAUCAAAUCUAAACCUAAAGAAACAAAAAACAGCAAAUGUUAUUCAUUUUAAUUGGUAUUUUGGAUUUUUAUGUAUUUUCCACUCAAAUUUUUUACGUGUGAAAGCAAAAAUGUAGUGGAUUUAUAAGAAGCUUAAAUGCAUUUUUUUCUGUUACCUUAAAUUAUUUCUUAAAAAUUGCAAAAAAAUCUGUUUGCAUAAAAAAUGUUUUCUGAUCCUUAUUAUUCAGCAUCUGUGUAGUGGCUAAAAAAUGUUAUGCACUUAAAUUUUAAAGAAUAUAAUUUUUAUACGAGCAUGCCUGUUGGUAAAAAUGAUAGAGAAUGAUGGAGUGAUAGUUGCGAAUCUUGAAAUAUACAGUAGGUUAAGUAAUAUGCAAACUAACAAAUAACGAACAAACAUAUUCUGAUGAAAAAGACCAAUAAAAACUGGAUAACGAUGAUUAUGAUGCUGAUGGUGAUUUUUCAAUACUGUAUAAAAAUUUGAUAUUGAGGUAUAAUUCUGUUGUGUUCUUGAUUGAGGGUCAAGUUGAAGGUUACAGUAGUUCAAGCGGUGUGUAAGUAGGAAAUUAUGUUAAAUGACAUGAAAGAAUAAAUGUGUGUAUCUUUAGCUCGCUAUAAUGCUUCGUUUCUUAAAGUCGGGCACUCACUACAUUGUACGAUGGUCGUACGGCGGUCGGCCGAUGAAUCCAACUCCGUUCCCUGUGAACGCUAGACGAUGUGACACCAUCUACUGAUGUCGGUGGCUGUCUGAACGGAUCGUCAUUACAUUGCAUUCUCCAUGAAUCGCGUCGGCUAAUGGCAGUCGGACAUAGUGAGUGCCCUGCUUAAGACAGUGUGUGUUAAAUGUUGUAAUGGGCUGUGUGUGGUGAUGAGUGGACCAUAGAUUUAUUAUAAGAAAAUUUGAUUGCUAACUAAACAAGGCCUUCAAGAAAUUACACUAACACCUUUCUCGAAUAAGAUCCACGCUAUUUAAAUUGCUUUCAGCCCUGAGGGCUUCAGGCAAUUUUUUCAGGAAAUAAUGGCUCCUUUCUGCUUCUAUUUCUUAUAGGGUACUUAAUUACUUGACUAUAACUGCUUAUUAGCAUUGCAAUAAGUCAGGUAGGACUAAUUAUGUGCAGUAGAUGGCGCCUUUAAGACUACAAUAAUUUAGAAUAUGCACCUUUAUUGAAUGAGUGCCCAACCAAAUCCCCAAAAAAUGUUACGUUUAAUGGAAAAUUUACAAUAUCUAUUUUCCCUCCAAAUUGUUGCACAGAUAUGUCUUCACAGGAGUUGCUUAUAGCAGUAUCUCGUCACGGCAGUAUUGAUUGAUGCAUGCUGUACUAUUUAUAAAUAUGGUUGUGCAUAUUCUACUGCCAUGGAGGCGUAUACACUCCCAAAAAGCUUACAUUUUAGAUAAUGGAAUACAUUUCGAGUAUUCUUAUAAUAAUUGUAUGGUGUGUAUGCAGUUUGUGCUUGAGAAUUUAAACAUAGAGAGUUUAGAGCAAAUUUAAUGAUCAUACUAUUAAAGCUUGGUUUCCAUACAAUCGCUACACAGUCGCUACAGCAUUUUUACUGCAAUCCUUGCACUGCGUGGCUUUCCCAGACACAAUCGGGAACACUCCCUCAUUCAAAGGACCAAUCAGCAUCGCUAAAGUAGACGGCGAUAGCGCGUAGUGAUUUUUAUGGAAACCAAGCUUGAAUGUACCAAAUCAAGAUCUUUUUUAAGGUUUUAGAAUUCACAAAAAGUCCCUAUUUAAUGUUUGCCCUUAUGCCAUUAAAUAAAAUAAAAAAUUGCCUACAGUAAUUUGUAUAAUAUUGAUGUUCUUUUAAUGUUGAUAAAAUUAAAUUUUAUCUUUUAAAUUAUUGACGAUCAUUUAACUAAUAUUUUCCAAUAUGUUUACAGCUCUUCAGGCCUUGUUAUUAAACUAAAUGUAGUGUGCAUAUUGCAGUAACGCAUUUAUCCAGAAGUUAAUAAUACUGUACAUGUAAAUAAUGCUGAUCAAAUCAACCUCAUUAAACUACUAUAGUUCUGAUAAACAUUUGAUUUCAUGGACAGUUUUAUAGCACAAAAGUAUUACUAUUAUCACACAAAUAUGAUUUAUACAGGUCAUGAAAACGAUUUUACUGUUAAAAAAGUGGUAUUUAAAGAUAUAUUUAUAUAAACUUUAUAUUUAUGAAUAUAUAAUUAUUUAUAAAUAUAUCUCACAAGGAUAUAUCAGAAAAGUAGUUAAAAAACAAUCAGCAUGUGUCAGUAAAUAAUUAUUGAGUUUUUUAAAUAAAAAUGUGAUUUUGAUAUAUUUUUUAAACAGGUUUAGUCUGUUAAUACAUGGUAAAUUUAUAUUAACAACACACUGAAGGAAUUUCUCUUUGAUGCUAAACAAUGCUUAACAUGAUUCUUGCAAUAACACAAAUUUAGUUGUUUGUGGCAACCACAAACAUUCACUAAUACAUCAUCAUUAUUAUGACACUUUGUCUCUAACUACCUUCUCGGACAGACAUUAAUAUUACAAAAAAAUAACUGCACAAAAGUAAAAACAAUUUUAAGACUUUUGCAUUACAUUGAUAUAUACAGAUUGCUAUUGUAGUUUUUUUGUUGUUAUGUUAUGUUGGGGUUUUUUACAUUCUGGCUUCUAAUGCUUCUGUUGACAUUGAUUAAUGCACAAAAUAAAUAUGCCUUUUACUUCAUUUUAAAUAUGGUUGUACUUUCACUUAUGAAUAUCAUGAACAAUUUUAACUUUAUAUAAAUAUAAAAAUGCAACAUGUCAUUUGUAAUAUUGAGAAUGUUGUACUUUUUUAUUUUUUAAUGCAGGAAAAAUAUGCUCUUUGAGACAUUGAAAUACUUCUUUAUCUUGUCAUGUGUUGUCAGUCUGAGAGAUAUCUUGUCAUAUAUUUUUUUUAAAGCGAUUGGCGUAGCAGUUAUGUUUCAUUCUCCCAACCUUCCUUGAGGUCGGAUGUUCCAACUUUUGCUGUGAAUUUCGCUUGUGUCCUUGGGCAAGGUACUUUAUCUAUGUUUGUCUCUCUCUCCACCCAGCAAUAUAAGUGGUACCUGGUGUGAUGAUGUGGCAUUGAAUGUAUCAGUCUGCGCCGGCAUUAAAUUGCCAGCAUGACUAGGAAUACUCCCAAGGAGUGGAGGAGGUUGCACUGUGUGCCGGUUUGCCAAAUGACCAGGGGUAAUAAUAAAAAAAAAAAAACAUCGCCUGCGCCUUGUAAACCUAGGCAAAAUGUGCGGUAAAAAUCCCUAUAUUAUUAUUAUUAUUAUUAUUCAUUUUGAAAUUGUAUAAUGCGAACAUCAUUUCAAAAAUCAGAUUUAAAAAAUAAAAUUUAUGAUAUUUUAAAGUAUACAGUUAUUGAUAAGAAAAAAAAUGAUCAAAUGGUGGUUUAAUACAUGUGUAAAAUUAACUAAUUAAACCUUACAAUCGUUGGUGCUUUUCAAUGUAUGUAUUAACUAAACUUUCAAAAAGAUGUUUUUAAAUUAUUUGACUAUUUCAAAUGAGUACAUAUUGGUACAUAAUUUACUAAAUAUCAAAAUUCAGAGUACAAAUUCUCGUUUUGUCUUGCUGGUGAUUGUGAUCCUCGGUUUUUUGACAUAUUAAUUUAUACCUUUUUGAUGUGUGUUUACAUCAGGAAAAUAUCGUAGGAGUGAUAUUUUGCCCUACCUGACGUGUUAUUGUACUGAAUACUCAGUACGUUCCAAAAUAUAAUUUCCAAAAAAUUAUUUCAUGAUUUUAAUUUUGUUUUGUUGAUAUUUGUAAUGAAUCACUUUCUUCCAUUGAAUCAUCUGUCUGUUGCAACUAUCAAAUCAGUUUCGAAAAUCUGAUGUUUUACUCAACUAUAAUCUUAAACAUUAGCACACAAAAAAAUAGUAAAAUAUUAUUUUACUAUUUUAGGGAAAUUGGCACAGAUAAUAAGUGUUAUUUUAAUAAUACUCUAUUGGGAUAUAAGGUAUUCAGUUUUAAGCAACAAACAAACUUAUAUACAGUAGUUUGUGCUCUGCUAAUAUUUAUGAACAAAGUAUAUCACAUCUUUUGGAUGAAUCUUUCAGAAUUAUAUACUUUUAAUUAUUGUGUGGAGUGUAUCAUGGAUUACACCAUGUUAAUGAAUUUUUUGUUGAAAAAAAUCAAAACUGUUAAAUACGCAAUUAUCUUAAAUCAUAAUAAUAUGUAAAAUAUGUUUUUAAACAUGCUUGUUAUUAAACUAUUUUUUCAACAUUUAUUUAUUUAUAUAUUCCUUGGCCUGUACUGCCAUUGACUUUAAGUAUGUGCCUGCCUACAGUAUUUUCCAAUUGAUAUAAAAGUUGUUUAAUAUAUUUACCUUUUUAUCUCUUGUACAUAUGUUAUAGUGCAAUGUUUUAUUGUUAAAUUUAUUGCAAGUAUCAUAUUUAAGAGCAUGUAUAUAAUGAUACUCUUUUUGUAAUUAUGCAUUCAUUGGGUAAUUGUCCUCAAUUUCUUAACUCAUGUUCAUCACCCAUGUCGUUUUCAUUGUUGAUUGGGCGCCAUAUUGGAGAGCAUUAAAUAUCAAUACUGAAUUUAA
This is a messenger RNA of Anneissia japonica, 8103 nucleotides long. RefSeq names its product potassium voltage-gated channel subfamily H member 8-like. Gene Ontology annotation, biological process: regulation of membrane potential; potassium ion transmembrane transport. NCBI's taxonomy places the organism in Eukaryota, Metazoa, Echinodermata, Crinoidea, Comatulida, Comatulidae. The coding region runs from base 230 to 3019 and encodes 929 amino acids. The record is from RefSeq and is a predicted model, not a curated record. Gene Ontology annotation, molecular function: voltage-gated potassium channel activity. The transcript is spliced from 16 exons. Gene Ontology annotation, cellular component: membrane.